AAAACAUAACCUCAAAAACACGCAACACUAAUGCAAAUUUUCGACUUUCGAAGUCUCCCCCGUGACCAAUUACCAAAUCUCUCAAGAUUAGUCUUAUUUUGCAAGAAAUAAAAAUGUAAUUUAUUCACCCAGUCAUUAUUCGCUAGUAUCCUCCAAACUUUGAAAUAAACCACCAGUGGCUCUGUGUUUUGUGAAGUGUUAUCAACGAAAUGUGAGAUGGCAUCCAAAAGAACUCCGAUUCAUUCUAACUUCCGGCCGAGUAAUCUCUCAUCCUCCAAAUGGGAAACAAAAGGCACUAAACCGCUUCCUGAUCCUUCUUCAGUGAAGAAAAUAUUUCUCAUGGUCUUGUUAUUUGGCUGCAAGAAAGUUAUGUUCACCCCUACAAACGUCCUCAGAGGAUAUGCCUUAGCCCUAUUCCUCAUAUCAGUGAUCGGUAAACAAAUGCCUAUCCCUAAAACUUUUUUUUCAAGAUCUGACAACUUUCUCAAUCUCUACUUUGUCAAACUUGGCUGGCUUUGGACGUUAAUAGUGGCUUUUCCAUUUAUCCUGCUGACAAGUUUCGUCUACUGUAGUGGGAAGCGUGACAGAAUCUUAAAACACCUAGCGCGCUUAGUCGUUGCUACUGGAUUUUGGUUUUUCCUCACAAAAUUCUUUGUUUACAUUGAGUCUAAUGUUGGCAGUUGUAUUGGAAGAGAACCCUCCAAAGAAAUAUCAAAGUUAAAUAAAAUUGACUGCAUCUCAGGGAAACAUUUCUGGAGAGGGUUCGACAUAUCUGGUCACACAUUUCUUUUAAUUUACAGUAUGCUAAUCCUUAUAGAAGAAACAAAAGUUAUUCAAGGUUGGGAAACCAUAGAAGACUUUAUUCGGAAUGAGGAGCACACCCGUCAAAGUAAAAGUCAGAGCAAUGGGCCAUUGUCCAAUCUGUCCGCUAAAGACUUUGAGUGUGUAAAAAUUUCUUACAGCAAGUUUACAAGUUAUAUUCGCGGUUUGUUCAUUGGUAUAACCGCUCUUGUUAUUAUUUGGAAUGUAAUGCUCAUUAGCACAAUGAUCUACUUUCAUGAUGUAUCGGAAAAAUUGAUCAGUGGGAUCAUUGCAGUUUUUUCAUGGUUCAUAACAUACAAAGUGUGGUUUGCUUAUCCUCAUGUGCUACCUUAUGCUCCAGGGGAGGGUGACUUCAAGUAUUUCAAAGAUACUGCCUCUAUAGUACCACCCCCAAGAAAGAAAAGAAAUAACAUUGUCAAUGAGAAAGGUGAACGAAUUCCUACAUUCUUAGGAAUGCCUCUUUACGGGCUACAGACUCAAAAGUCUACCCAAUCAAAUGGAAGUAGAAGUUGAUAAUUAAAAAACAAAAAAAUAAUGUGCAAAACUAUGAAUUAUGGCAGCUAAGUUCAAAAGCUCUUUUCAUUUUAGCAGAAGGUGGGUACUUAUCUGAAGGCUGGCAAGCAAUCUGGCACCUGUCAAAUUUGUGUAAAUUUAGCUACGUGUUAUGUUCUUCAAAACUUUCUAAGAGCAACAAGUUUUCCAGAAAGCUUCUUAUGUGCUAUCCUAAGGCAAAUCUAUGCUAAGAAACAUGGUAUAUGAAGUGACUUGGAAAUUUUCUUGAUUUCUGUUUUAACCUUUUUUUUUAAUUGCAAUCGAGAAUAUUUAAAACUUGAAAAUUGCAAGUACAUUCAAUAUGGAAGAUCUCAAAUUUUCCAUAGAAUAAGACAAAUUUCCAGAGAAUGAGCGCUCAAAUGAGAAAAUUUUCACAUAAAGUCAAAGAGAUUUCUGCCACCCACUCAGAUGUGAAGCAUGGCCGAAUUUGCUGAGAUGUGGUCCCAAGGUGACAAGCUUUCCUGAAUUUCAAAUAUCCUAGACCAUUCAAUGUUUACCAAUCUUUCUUAAAAAUUCUAUUCGCGAAAUUUUUAAAUGGAAAUUCGCCUGAAAUAUAGAAAAUACACUAUUAUGGCUGGAGAAAAUAAAGCUAAGUCUGCAUCAAAAUUCUCUGAUUUUUCAAGAACAUGUUACUCUGUACCAGCCACUUACUAUGUUGAUGAUGCAGAAGCGUCGAUAUAAUUUAAAACAUUUCCAGCAUGAAAAUGGAAACAUUCAAGUAAUUUUUCAGUGAAAAUGUGCUGAAAGUUUUUUGUUAAGCAGAAACCUCUUUGCAUAAGCAAGCACUUCAAAAUUUUCAAAUAUAUUCCAUGGCAGUACUUAAAUUCACCUAGAAUUUUACUCUCCAAUAAGCAUCCAAAAACCAUAAAAAGUGAACUCAUCCGAAUUUUCAUGAGUAAUGACUUACCAUUACUUGGCACUGGUGACUUGGGCGAUUUUUUUUCUCCCAUCCUGGCACAGUUCACGUUAUUUGAUGAUGAUAAUGAUGAUUUAAUAUUUUUUAUUGGUGUGUCCUUUGAUGUUUUUAUUGAGUGCUACCAGAUAAAUGUAUUCAUCGGUAUACAUGUACGAAGUGGGUUCAAGCAUUAUUGAAAAACUUACUUAAUGCCAAAAUGUGUGAAGAUUUAAUAUGAAAUAUUGUUCUGUUCUAGGUAAAUGAUUUUUCUGCAUACUUAAUUAAUAUCAGUCAAGGAUGUUGACUGAGUCAAUUAUUUUUUUACUUGUGUCCUUAGUGAGAAGUCAUCAAACUCUAGUAGGAAAUAAUUUUUCCCCUUGAAGACAAUCUCCAUGCUGAGUCUAAUUCUUGAAGGAAACACACCUGUGCCUUGACAACAAGAAUUAAUGAUGUCAUAAAUUGACCUAUCAUUUAUUACCUGUCAUAAGUCAUCAUCACUUACUGGUGAGGUGGCCGUAGGAAAACUAAAUUAUUUUGAUUAUUUUGCUCACAGAAUUAAUUCUGUUUCAAACGGUUUCAUAAGCUCACUUGCACAGAACUUUUAAUUUAUAUGAUGCUUGCACCAGAAUUCCAAGCCCUUACUGCUGGUACGUAUUGCAGGCCCAAUGCUUGCACAUGAUGUUGACCAGGUGGCAGAUGAUGUGCAGUGUAUCAUCUGUCUAAGAUUUUUGAUUGGUUGAUUUUAGCCCAUAAAACUCGAAAAUAAGAGCACCACUCACAAUUGAUUUUAUCUAAAGUGGGAGCUCUUUUCUCAACCAUUUAAAAUCAAAUUUAUUGCAAUAACUAUUUCUACUUUUUGAUAUGGGUUUAAAUGACGUCCAAUUUAAUUUCUGUGCUCUUACAGUAUGCUUAGGUAACUAUUUUUUUGUCACCAUUUGUCUAUCAUCAUAAUUACAUCCUUGUCUUUGUAGUCUUGAUUUUUUAGAAGUUUUCAAUCUCUCUUAUGAUUAUGUAAAAAUUGCCUCUGAGUUAGUACAAGCACCUGCCAAAUGAAGUCUCAUUUUAACAAGAAAAUCUCAGCUUGCCAAACACAAUUAUUUUAAAAGAUUUAGUGUAAGUAGUAUGUAAUUAUCAGUGUUAUUGCUCAGAACUAGUGUUCAUUUCUGUAAGGAAAUUUUUUUUGAGAGGUGAAGGGAAUAAUAGACGCAUUUUUAUUUUCUUGGUGUUGAGAAAGAUUUGCUAGGUAAUUUUGAAUGUAUUUAUUUUUAGUUUUAAGAAUGUAUUUUUCAAAACAGAAUCAGUACAAGAAAAUAUUUUAAGGUAGAAACUAAUUUGUACUUGUUGUCAGAAUUUUACAAUUGAUUGUCCUGGUCUUCUAGCCAUAUCGAUGAUGAAACUUAGAAACCAGUUCGCUUUGCAACAUCACAGAUCUCCUGUCGCACUUAAUGUUUAAAGUGUAUGUAUUUAUGCUAAAAGGAACCAUGUGCAUAAGUUUUACGAGCAACAUACAUAUAAAUACUUUCAGUGUUAAUAUGCCCAUGGGUAAAAGUAAUCAAUGUAAUUGCGUAAUGUGUUCUUUCUGCAGAAUGAAUUUCCUAUCAGAAUUUUAAACCGUAGAGCUUUUUUUCUAUCAAAAAAUAAAAUUCAUAGGAGUGGAAAUUAUUAAACAUAUUGACAAAGGGAUAAUAUGAAUGUACGACGUUUGCAAGUUAAGUCAUCAAUAUGUAUCUAGUUUGGUUGUUAAAGAGUAUUGUGCCAACUUGGAGCAAAUGCAUGGGAGGAGCAAAAAAAAACCCAACUAAUCAAGUCUAUGAUCAUGGGUUGCAAAGAAUAUUUUUCGUCAAUCAUCCAUAGUUUUCAAUGCUUUUUCUAAGUACUGAAAUACUUAAGCUGUUCUAUAAGACAUUUUUACACUUUUUUAUUUGUAAUUUUUGGAAUGUUAUGCUAUCCUUGAUUAAUAAGCUGUAUUGUCACUUUCAUCUCUGUACCGGGUGCCGUUAUCUUAAGUUAAUUUAUUCUUGGAAGUAGGCUUUUUUUGAUCAAUCAGUUAUUUAAAUGUGGAACAAAUCAACAGUGAGACUGCAGGAACGUGUAUCUAAGUUUGCAACACUGCAGAAUUUCUGACACAUUUUAUUUUUAAAAUUGAAAAAUACUCAACAUCAUUUCUCAAGAACCUCCCUGAUUUUUCCUCUCUGUGUGAAUAAUAAUGUAUGCAGAUUUUAAGCAGUGUCAGCAUCAGUGUGCUCUCCUUUGAUAAAAUAAAAUAGAAGCAAAGAUUUUGAAACAUCUCGGACGAGACACGCGUUCCUGCAAUUUUGUUGUUGAAAAAAUACUUGUUAACUUAUGUGUUUCUUCAUUUUUUUUCAAAAAUAAAUUUUUUAUUUGUUA
Messenger RNA from Bemisia tabaci, 4657 nucleotides. RefSeq names its product acyl-coenzyme A diphosphatase Fitm (gene Fitm). Gene Ontology annotation, biological process: lipid droplet organization; phospholipid biosynthetic process; lipid storage. Lineage: Eukaryota; Metazoa; Arthropoda; Insecta; Hemiptera; Aleyrodidae. Gene Ontology annotation, molecular function: coenzyme A diphosphatase activity. The record is from RefSeq and is a predicted model, not a curated record. Gene Ontology annotation, cellular component: endoplasmic reticulum membrane.